Arvicola amphibius (Eurasian water vole) is the source of this 2827-nucleotide messenger RNA. RefSeq names its product seizure related 6 homolog like 2 (gene Sez6l2). The record is from RefSeq and is a predicted model, not a curated record. The transcript has 18 exons. NCBI's taxonomy places the organism in Eukaryota, Metazoa, Chordata, Mammalia, Rodentia, Cricetidae. The coding region runs from base 1 to 2772 and encodes 923 amino acids. Gene Ontology annotation, cellular component: neuronal cell body; endoplasmic reticulum. Gene Ontology annotation, biological process: synapse maturation.
AUGGGGACUCCCAAGGCCCAGCACCCACCGCCUUCCCAGCUGCUGUUCCUAAUUCUGCUGAGCUGUGCCUGGAUUGAGGGUCUGCCCCUGAAGGAGGAUGAAAUGAUGCCAGAACCUGGAAGUGAGACUCCCACUGUGGCUUCUGAGGACCUGGCUGAGCUGCUCCAUGGAGCUUUGCUGCGGAAGGGCCCAGAGAUUGGUCUCUUGCCGGGAUCUGACCCAGACCCCACACUAGCCACCCCUCCAGUCGGCCAGACUCUUGCAGCGCCCUUCCUGCCACGUGCCACUGAGCCAGGGACAGGGCCUCUGACGACAGCCGUCACCCCUAAGGGGGUCAGGGGGGCAGGCCCCACCGCGCCAGAACUGCUGACCCCGCCCCCCGGAACUACAGCCCCGCCCCCGCCCGGCCCCGCCUCCCCAGUCCCAUCCCUCAGGCCCGAGGGAGGAGAGGAGGAAACCACCACCACCAUCAUCACCACAACAACUGUCACCACUACUGUCACUAGCCCAGUUCUGUGCAAUAACAACAUCUCUGAGGGGGAAGGGUUCGUGGAGUCUCCGGACUUGGGGAGCACUACCAGCCGCUCUAUGGAACCCCUAGACUGCACCUACAGCAUCCAUGUCUACCCUGGCUAUGGCAUUGAGAUUCAGGUUCAGACACUCAACCUGUCUCAAGAGGAGGAGCUCCUGGUGCUGGCCGGUGGGGGAUCCCCAGGCCUGGCCCCCAGACUCUUGGCUAAUUCCUCCAUGCUGGGAGAAGGACAGGUCCUUCGGAGCCCAACAAACCGGCUGCUUCUGCAUUUCCAGAGUCCUCGGGUCCCAAGGGGCAAUGGCUUCAGGAUUCACUAUCAGGCAUACCUUCUGAGCUGCGGCUUCCCACCCCGGCCAGCCCACGGGGAUGUGAGUGUGACGGAUCUGCAUCCUGGGGGCACUGCCACCUUCCACUGUGACUCGGGAUACCAGCUGCAGGGUGAGGAGAUGCUUAUCUGCCUCAAUGGUACACGGCCAGCCUGGACUGGUGAACCCCCAAGCUGCAUAGCAUCUUGUGGGAGCACCAUCCACAAUGCCACACUGGGUCGCAUUGUAUCUCCUGAGCCUGGGGGAGCCGCAGGGCCCAACCUUACCUGCCGCUGGGUCAUUGAAGCAGCUGAGGGACGCCGGCUACACCUGCAUUUUGAGAGAGUCUCUCUGGAUGAGGACAAUGACCGGCUGAUGGUGCGCUCUGGGGGAAGUCCCCUGUCCCCUGUGAUUUAUGACUCUGACAUGGAUGAUGUCCCUGAGCGUGGUCUCAUCAGUGAUGCCCAGUCCCUCUACGUAGAACUGCUUUCAGAGACACCAGCCAAUCCCCUGCUGCUCAGCCUCCGAUUCGAAGCCUUUGAGGAGGAUCGCUGCUUCGCCCCUUUCCUGGCACAUGGCAACGUGACUACCACAGACCCUGAGUACCGCCCGGGGGCACUGGCCACCUUCUCAUGCCUCCCAGGAUAUGCUCUGGAGCCGCCAGGGCCCCCCAAUGCCAUCGAAUGUGUGGAUCCCACAGAACCUCACUGGAAUGACACAGAGCCAGCCUGUAAGGCCAUGUGUGGAGGAGAGCUGUCCGAGCCGGCUGGUGUGGUCCUCUCUCCCGACUGGCCCCAGAGUUAUAGCCCUGGCCAGGACUGCGUGUGGGGCCUGCACGUCCAGGAAGAGAAGCGCAUCUUGCUCCAGGUUGAAAUCUUGAAUGUUCGCGAAGGGGAUAUGCUGACACUGUUUGAUGGGGACGGUCCCAGCGCUCGAGUCCUGGCCCAGCUGCGGGGACCUCAACCGCGCCGCCGCCUCCUCUCCUCCGGACCCGAUCUCACUCUGCAGUUUCAGGCGCCCCCUGGGCCCCCAAAUCCGGGUCUAGGCCAGGGCUUUGUAUUACAUUUCAAAGAAGUCCCAAGGAACGAUACAUGUCCUGAGCUGCCACCUCCUGAGUGGGGUUGGAGGACAGCAUCCCACGGGGACCUUAUCCGGGGCACAGUGCUCACUUACCAAUGCGAGCCUGGCUACGAACUCCUGGGAUCAGACAUCCUCACUUGCCAAUGGGAUCUAUCCUGGAGCGCCGCUCCACCUGCCUGCCAAAAGAUUAUGACUUGUGCUGACCCUGGCGAGAUCACCAAUGGCCACCGGACUGCCUCAGACGCCGGUUUCCCAGUCGGCUCCCAUGUCCAGUAUCGCUGUCUGCCAGGGUACAGCCUAGAAGGGGCAGCUGUACUCACCUGCUACAGCCGGGACACAGGAACACCCAAAUGGAGCGAUCGAGUCCCCAAAUGCGCCUUAAAGUACGAGCCGUGCCUGAACCCCGGAGUCCCCGAGAACGGUUACCAGACACUGUACAAGCACCACUACCAAGCCGGCGAGUCUCUGCGUUUCUUCUGUUACGAGGGCUUUGAGCUCAUCGGCGAGGUCACCAUCACCUGUGUGCCCGGUCACCCCUCUCAGUGGACCAGCCAGCCCCCCCUCUGCAAAGUGGCCUAUGAGGAGCUCCUGGACAACGGAAAACUGGAAGUGACCCAGACUACAGACCCAUCACGGCAGCUGGAGGGUGGGAACCUUGCUCUGGCCAUCCUGUUGCCCCUAGGUUUGGUCAUUGUCCUGGGCAGUGGCGUUUACAUAUACUACACCAAGCUGCAAGGAAAAUCGCUUUUCGGUUUCUCUGGUUCCCACUCCUACAGUCCCAUCACCGUGGAGUCAGACUUUAGCAACCCACUGUAUGAAGCUGGGGAUACACGGGAGUACGAAGUCUCCAUCUGAACCCCGAGUCUAAGUCUGCAGGACCCAGGACCGCCCCAUUCUCUCGCCAUUCUGG